This is a messenger RNA of Microdochium trichocladiopsis, 2705 nucleotides long. RefSeq names its product WD40-repeat-containing domain protein. Lineage: Eukaryota; Fungi; Ascomycota; Sordariomycetes; Xylariales; Microdochiaceae. The transcript has a single exon. Bases 359 to 2620 code for a protein of 753 amino acids. The record is from RefSeq and is a predicted model, not a curated record. Gene Ontology annotation, molecular function: protein binding.
CUGAACCGCCCCCCAGGCGCAAUGUCGCACGGCUUCCAUUGUCAUCCCCUCGCCGCCACGCAGCUUCGCACACGCACCCGCUCGACAUCAGGCUCCGCGCUGACCACGAAUCCCGCCACUUCAGCAGCCUGAGCAGCAGUAUUGGCAGCUGCUGCUGCAGUGGCCCCGGGCGACUCCUCAAGCUUUCGGGCUCCCUCGGGUGCGCCAACUGCGACCUUAGAGGCGCAAGACCUCCUAUCGCACCCGAAACCGCGGCGAUUCUCCCAUUAGGCUCAUCCCAACCCAUACAUCUCGCACGUCCGCGACCGCGCACUGAUAGCGGCGGCCUCGAGCCGGUUCGCGACAACCUGCCCUCAGGAUGGAGUUCGACCGGUACUCCAACGACAGCUCCGACAACGAGCAGGACCAGGAGGAUGAGCUCAUGCAAGAUGCGCGCGACCCAGACCCAGCCGAUGACGAGAAUCAGGACGGCGAUAAUGACAACGAAGACGAUGAUGACAAUGACAACGAUGACGACGACGACGACGACAACGCUGGGGACAAUGAAAACGACGACGACGAAGGAGGCGAAGGCACACAAGACGGCGGAACGGACUCGCAGGCCCGCGCUGGCUCGGCUUCCGGCGACGGGCCGUCGAUCAAGCGCACAUCGGCCACGCCCUCUCCAGGCUCAGGCACUCCGAAAUGGCAGCCGGUCUUGCGCCCACAGGUCCUCAACGCCAAGACGUACGACAUAAUACCGACAAUGGCGGCGCCCAUGGCUACCAGCAUCAAUGCCAUCGCGGUCACGCCAGACUUGCGUUAUUGGAUGACGGGUGGCACUGACGGGUAUAUCCGUAAAUACGACGGGCCAGGCACCAUCAAUGGCAAGACCCUCCUCACGGUGGCGCAGCGCCACCCGUUCGUAGACUCGGUCACCAAGGCGGGCAUUCUCAUGUCAUACUGGGAGAAUGCCGAACCGCAAGCCCCUGGUGCGAGAGCGGAUGACCUGGUCCUCAGCCCCGUCUACAGUCUGGCUGUGCACUCACAGGCGCUGUGGUGCCUGUCUGGUCUUGAGAGUGGUGGCAUCAACCUGCAGAGUGUGCGGCACGACGAGGGCAAGCGGAUAGCCUGCCUGCAGAAGCACACCAACGCGGUCAGCGUGCUGUCGCUCGGCGCGGACGAGAAGUCUGUGCUCAGCGGUAGUUGGGACAAGAACAUCUACGACUGGGAUCUGAACACGGGGGCCGUCACCCGAUCCUUUGAUGGCAACAAUGGCCAAAUCUCCGCCAUCGAGGUGCGGCCCAUGGGCGGCGCCCUGAUCCCAGCCGAGGCGGGGCUCGAGGAGUUACCGAGUGAGACGUUCUUCAGCAACAAUGCUGCACCCACUACUGCCAAUGGCUCCUUCCCUCUGGGGGAUGGUCAAGACUUUAAGCUCGACACGAAUGGCCUGGAUGGUAGUUUUGAUCUUAGUGCCGCGGCUCUGGAUGGCGCCGCUGUCGAGGCAACAGCUGGUGACGCGCCUGGUAGUCCCGGGCAAGACAGCCUCUUCGGCGGCAGCCCGACAGCCGGCUCAGAUCUGUUCGGAGAUAACGAUGGCAUGGGUGCCUUUGGCGGGGACGAUGACAACGAGUUCUCACGGGCGAUGAUGCAAGACUCUGCAGAGAACCCAGGGAAUGUCAACACGACCAAUGACGAUGCCGGCGAAGGCAUUGGCGACUUCGACAUGUCGGUCCCAGCUUUUGACACCGAUCCAACGGCGGCACCAGCUGUGCAGCCGCUUGACACAUCUACGCAGCUCGAUUCGACUCUGGCAGAAGGGCUCGGGGAUUCGACAAUGACCACCACGAACCCUGACGGCGAUGAACACGGCCUGGCUACCGACAUCAUGUCGAUGGACCCCUUGCCAGACUUCCCAGAAGCCAGUGGCCCAACCGAUGACAUUACAGGGAGUGGCACACAGAAUGGACUGGACAUGGCCGCAUCGGGCGACACAUUCAAGAUAGAAGACUCGCAGCCAAUGGGGCUCAACCCCGAGUCACCAUCCAUGAUAUUCGCCUCCGCCCCGGGCGACUCGCCUGCGUCUGCGCCCGCACACCACACAAGCCCACAGACAUCCGACAGCACGUUCUUCUCUGCCUGUUUCGACGGCACAAUACGAAUCUGGGAUCGCCGCAUGCAGAACCCUGUCGCUCGCAUUGGCAACCGGCCUGGAGUGCCGCCCUGGUGCAUGGGCGCGACGUGGUCGCCUGACGGCAACUGGAUCUACGUGGGGCGCCGCAACGGCACGGUAGAGGAAUUCAACAUCAACCAGGCGCGCAGAGGCUGGGAACCUUCGCGGGUGUUCAAAUUCCCCGCGGGCUCUGGGGCGGUCAGCUGCGUCCGGGCAAUGCCCAACGGCCGGCAUCUGAUCUGUGCCAGCCACGAUAUUCUCAGAUUGUACGACUUGCACAGCGAGAACACGAGCAAGAACGCGCCGCCGCCGUUCUUGAUUGUGCCCGGCCCGCCGCGCGCGGGUGUCAUCAGCACUCUGUGGCUCGAUCCGGGCGGCCGGUUCAUGCUGAGCACGGCGGGGAACAGAGGCUGGGAGGGAAGCCACACGGAGUGUCUCAUUGGAUACGAGAUCAAUGUUCCGGAGUAAUAGAUGAAGACUUGGCAAUACACGGGCGGCGAUCAAUAGAUACCACAUUACUGUCCAUUGCUACCCCAUUGCUGUCGUGCUUGUA